CUCAAACAGAGCGAAUAUGAAGAACUGUCUCACUCUGCUCCUCAUUAUUGCGUUUCUUCUGGACUGGAGCCUUCAAGACUCAGUGGAACAGUCAGUGGAUGCAAUUACGAUCGAAGAAGAAAGUAAUGUUACACUAAACUGCACUUUACAAACAAGUGGUGCAAUCCCGUAUGGUUUCUGGUACAGGCAGCGCCCCGGGCAGCGACCAGAGUAUUUGUUUCGGAUCAUCGCAGGGAAAGUAGAACGAAAUAAAGAUGUGACCGACCGAUUAAAUGUUUCCUAUGAUAGCAGUAAAAAGUAUACCGAACUCUCGAUUAAGAACGCCACAAUCACUGACUCGGCCACGUACCUCUGCGCGAUGAGCACACAGUGCUUUCACAUGACAAUUUUUAAAGAGAGAACCGUUGUGAACACCCAACAGUCGUGGAAGCUUCUGCGAAAAUCGAAGAAUAAGCAGUCACAGCACCGCACCGGACAACGACCACAAUACUUGAAUCGGAUUCUCGCGGGGACAGAAUACCCAAAUGAAGAUAUAACCAAACAAUUAUUAGCUUCCGAUGAUAAAUGUAAACAUAAUAGCGAACUAUCGAUUAACAACGCCAUCAUCAUUGACUCAGCCACGUACCCCUGUGCGAUGAGCACACGGUGCUGA
This is a messenger RNA of Mobula hypostoma (lesser devil ray), 652 nucleotides long. RefSeq lists its product as uncharacterized. Bases 17 to 652 code for a protein of 211 amino acids. The transcript has 4 exons. Lineage: Eukaryota; Metazoa; Chordata; Chondrichthyes; Myliobatiformes; Myliobatidae. The record is from RefSeq and is a predicted model, not a curated record. Gene Ontology annotation, molecular function: peptide antigen binding.